GGCGCGCACCGGCACCCAGCGGAGGCGUCUCCCGCUCGGUCGGCGCAGCCCUCGGCGGAAGCAAGGUCCCCGCCCCCCGCGGCAGCCCUCGGGCGGGGUCGCCGGCGCCGGCCGGCAGUUGCCUGGGCGACCAUGUUUGGCUAGCUGAGAGCAUGAAUCAGGUGCCGGAGUUUUAUUCCCUGAGGAGGCGGCGGGACUGGCCGGCCGCUUCCCUGCGGGAGGAUAAAAUCCUGGCUUCAAUUAAAACAAACCAAAACCCCCCACAGCACAGCUCUUGAAGACUCUACAUCUUUACUGAAUGAAGAGCAACAGCAGUUGGGAUUGCGAUUAGGAAUGUGGUACUGGAAAGAUGAAACCAGAACUCUUGAAUUCAGAAGUUUUACACCUGCGAUAGAACUCAAGGAGAAAGGAAAGAAAGGCAAAGCGAUACACUUUGCUGAAACUGACGGUCCCGCUUCAGACAGGUUGACAGAUAAAAAGUUUGCUUCAAGAGACGAUAAGUCACCUAAAGCCUUAGAGAAACGAGGCCAGCAGGGCAAUGUGACACUGCAUGAUGUUAAGUUUGUUGCUUUGUUUCUGCUACAAGAUACUGAGAUGCAGCGGGUCUGUUCUUUUACAACGUUUGUGAGGAAUAAAAAUCUUGACAAUUUCCUCAUGGCCUUGUUGUACUAUUUAUCUCAUUACUUGGAAAAAAACUCACUGGAAAAGAAACCCAAAAGCUAUAUGGUGGGCCUUGUAGAGAAAAAAGAGAUGGAAUCGGUUGUAAGUAAGUUAGAGGCGGCGCAGAAGUACUUGGCACAGAAGUACUGCGUCCUCGUCCUGGGCUUGGCCAUGCCUGAUAAGCAUCACAUGUGCUGCGGAAAGACUCAUUUCAGGUUCAUAUGCAGAGCUAAAUCAGAAUGGGAGAAAAUAUCAGAUACACAAAAAGACUGGAAAUUCUUUGAGUCCUUUUAUACUUUCUGUACGUAUGUAGCUUGGAUUGUCUUCCGACGUCAACACUUCACAGAGAUUGAGGAAGAAAUAGGGAGGCUCUUUCGUACCGAUAUGUUCAACAUUCCUCGGAGGAAGCGUGAGGAUGAAGAAUCAGGGGGGGGAAAGAAACGCAUGACUUUUGUGCAAUUCAGGCAAAUGAUGGCAAAACGCCCAGCGAUUAAAAAAGCCAUUAACAUGCGCUCUCCAGUUAUGUCUACUCUGCUGCCAUCUCUCAGAGAAAAAGCUCAGAAUGUCUUUGAGAAAAAGAAUCAUCAAAGAGGCAUCAAACUCCCAGCCCAGAUGCAAGAGCACCUGGACUCUGUGCCCAUGCCAACAGUUGGCAUCUUGGGGGAGCCUCGAUGUCUGUUCAACCCCCAUACCCUUCUCCCACUUGAACCAGAAGAAAACACAAAACCGGCUGGGAGACAUUCUUCCCUGAUAGAAAGAAAUAACAUGAAGAUCCAGGAUACACCGAACUUAGUCAUGAGAACACUGUCCUCUCAAACAACAUUCCCUAAAUAAUCGGGUACAUUCCAUUUCUGUAAUUAAGUCCCUGUAUUUGAAGUAAACUACUUUGACUUAAUCACUUUA
This is a messenger RNA of Ailuropoda melanoleuca (giant panda), 1563 nucleotides long. It is a transcript of the gene PPP1R36, whose product is annotated as protein phosphatase 1 regulatory subunit 36. Bases 334 to 1494 code for a protein of 386 amino acids. Gene Ontology annotation, molecular function: phosphatase binding. The record is from RefSeq and is a predicted model, not a curated record. Gene Ontology annotation, biological process: negative regulation of phosphatase activity. Lineage: Eukaryota; Metazoa; Chordata; Mammalia; Carnivora; Ursidae. The transcript is spliced from 13 exons.